This is a messenger RNA of Loxodonta africana (African savanna elephant), 4119 nucleotides long. RefSeq names its product cadherin 24 (gene CDH24). Gene Ontology annotation, molecular function: calcium ion binding; cadherin binding. The transcript is spliced from 14 exons. The record is from RefSeq and is a predicted model, not a curated record. Bases 917 to 3262 code for a protein of 781 amino acids. Gene Ontology annotation, biological process: cell-cell junction assembly; cell-cell adhesion mediated by cadherin; homophilic cell-cell adhesion. Gene Ontology annotation, cellular component: adherens junction; catenin complex; plasma membrane. Lineage: Eukaryota; Metazoa; Chordata; Mammalia; Proboscidea; Elephantidae.
GCCGCUCCGAUCGCCUCGGGGCUGCGCCCCCGGGACCUGGCGGCGGGCACGGGCGGGGGCGCGCCCCGCUAGGCUGGGCCCUCGGCACUGCCAGAAUGAAGUUCCUGGAGGCCUGGUCUGACCCCCGCAGCUGAGGACUACCCCUGCCUGCUCAUCACGCACACGCUGAAAGCCCCUCUGCCCCCGGUGGAUCUGUUCCCAAGCCUGGUACCUAUGAUUCCUUUCUGCCUUUCAGGUGCCCAGGCUGCCUCCUUUGAUCUCUUUCCUUCUGUCUCCUUGCCCUCUGUCUCUCUCAUCUAGUUUUCUCUGUCUCUGCCGGACAGUCCCUGAGUCUUGGUCUCACCCUCAAUCUUGCUGUUUCUCUGGCUUCUGGGUUUCCCUUCACUGCCCCCAGUCUCCUCACUCCGCCCCCGAGCCUGCCCCCUCCUCUCCCAGCUUUGGCACUCAUUCUGCCUCAUGAGCCCAGGCCCCCUUCAAGGACUGCAGGACUAUGUGGGCUGGAGAAAGGUCGGGAGAAGUGGGCUUCUACCCAGGGAGGAAGGUUCUUUCACAGGUUUGCAACCCCGUCUUGGGCUGCACCCCUUGACAUCUCUCAUCCUUACCCUAGACUCCUUAAGACCACACCUCCAUUAAUCCCAACCUCUCCAACUCCCUGGCUGCAUGCCCAACCUGGGAGGGCAGGGACCAGAUUUGGGCCUCCAAGCCAUCCCAGCAUCCCCUCUCCUGUUUUCUUCCCCAGCUUCCCUGCUCAGAGUUGACUGACUGGAGAUUUAUCAGCUUGGAAGGCUGGAGGUGUGGAUCCAUGGGGUAGCCCCAACACAUCUGCCCCUGUGCCCCAGCCAGCUCAUGGGCCAUCCAGCCUGGCCCAGCCUCAGCACCUGGGGCUAGUGAACAGAGCCCUGACUGGAGCCCAAACAUGUGGGGCCUGGUGAGGCUCCUGCUGGCCUGGCUGGGUGGCUGGGGCUGCAUGGGGCGCCUGGCAGCCCCAGCCCGGGCCUGGGCAGGGUCCCGGGGGGGACCGAGGCCUGGACUACUGAGGACCCGAAGGAGCUGGGUGUGGAACCAGUUCUUUGUCAUUGAGGAAUAUGCCGGUCCAGAGCCCGUCCUCAUUGGCAAGCUUCACUCAGAUGUGGACAGGGGUGAGGGUCGCACCAAGUACCUGCUGACCGGGGAGGGGGCAGGUACUGUCUUCGUGAUUGAUGAGGCCACAGGAAACAUCCAUGUCACCAAGAGUCUGGACCGGGAGGAGAAGGCACAGUAUGUGCUACUGGCCCAGGCUGUGGACCGAGCCUCCAACCGACCCCUGGAGCCCCCAUCAGAGUUCAUCAUCAAGGUGCAAGACAUCAACGACAAUCCACCCAUCUUUCCCCUUGGGCCCUACCAUGCCACUGUGCCCGAGAUGUCCAAUGUUGGGACAUCGGUGAUCCAGGUGACUGCUCAUGAUGCCGAUGACCCCAGCUAUGGGAACAGCGCCAAGCUGGUGUACACUGUGCUGGAUGGACUCCCCUUCUUCUCUGUGGACCCCCAGACUGGAGUGGUGCGCACUGCCAUCCCUAACAUGGACCGGGAGACACAAGAGGAGUUUUUAGUGGUGAUCCAGGCCAAGGACAUGGGCGGCCACAUGGGGGGGCUGUCGGGCAGCACUACAGUGACGGUCACCCUCAGCGAUGUCAACGACAACCCCCCCAAGUUCCCUCAGAGCCUGUACCAGUUCUCUGUGGUGGAGACAGCCGGGCCGGGCACCCUGGUGGGCCGGCUGCGGGCCCAGGACCCAGACCUGGGAGACAACGCCCUCAUGGCAUACACCAUCCUGGACGGGGAGGGUUCCGAGGCUUUCAGCAUCAGCACAGACUCCCAGGGUCGAGAUGGGCUCCUCACUGUCCGCAAGGCCCUAGACUUUGAGACCCGUCGCUCCUACUCCUUCCGUGUGGAGGCCACCAACACACUCAUCGACCCAGCCUACCUGCGGCGAGGGCCCUUCAAGGAUGUGGCGUCAGUGCGAGUGGCUGUGGAGGAUGCCCCAGAGCCACCUGCCUUCACCCAGGCUGCCUACCACCUGGCAGUGCCCGAGAACAAGGCUCCUGGGACCCUGGUGGGCCAGGUCUCUGCCUCGGAUCUGGACUCCCCGGCGAGUCCAAUCAGAUACUCCAUCCUCCCUCACUCGGAUCUAGAACGCUGCUUCUCCAUUGAGCCUGAAGACGGCACCAUCCGCACGGCAGUGCCCCUGGACCGUGAGGCUCGUGCCUGGCACAACCUCACUGUGCUGGCCACAGAGCUUGAUAGCUCCGCACAGGCCUCCCGGGUUCAAGUAGCUGUCCAGACCCUGGAUGAGAAUGACAAUGCCCCCCAGCUGGCUGAGCCCUAUGACACCUUUGUGUGUGACUCUGCAGCCCCUGGCCAGCUGAUUCAGGUCAUUCGGGCUCUGGACAGAGAUGAAGUCGGCAAUAGCAGCCGUGUCUCCCUUCAAGGCCCCCUGGGCCCUGAUGCCAACUUCACUGUCCGGGACAACCAAGAUGGCUCUGCCAGCCUGCUGCUGCCCUCCCGCCCUGCUCCACCCCGCCAGGCCCCCUACCUGGUUCCCAUAGAACUGUGGGACUGGGGGCAGCCGGCACUGAGCAGCACGGCCACGGUGACGGUCAGCGUGUGCCGCUGUCGGCCGGAUGGCUCUGUGGCAUCCUGCUGGCCCGAGGCGCAGCUCUCACCCACUGGGCUCAGCACUGGGGCCCUGCUUGCCAUCGUCACCUGUGUGGGCACCCUGCUAGCCCUGGUGGUGCUCUUCGUGGCUCUGCGGCGGCAGAAGCAGGAGGCACUGAUGGUGCUGGAGGAGGAGGACGUCCGUGAGAACAUCAUCACCUACGACGAUGAGGGCGGCGGCGAAGAGGACACCGAGGCCUUCGACAUCACGGCCCUGCAAAACCCCGACGGGGCAGCCCCACCGGCCGCCGGCCCGCCCGUGCGCCUCGAUGUGCUGCCCCGGAGCCGAGCGCUGCGCCAGCCCAGGCCCCCGGGACCCGCCGACGUGGCGCAGCUGCUGGCGCUGCGGCUCCGUGAGGCGGACGAGGACCCCAGCGUGCCCCCGUAUGACUCGGUGCAGGUGUACGGCUACGAGGGCCGCGGCUCUUCCUGCGGCUCCCUCAGCUCCCUGGGCUCUGGCAGCGAGGCGGGCGGUGCCCCCGGCCCUGCCGAGCCGCUGGACGACUGGGGGCCGCUCUUCCGCACCCUGGCGGAGCUGUAUGGGGCCAAGGAGCCCCCGGCCCCCUGAGAGCCGGCCCUGGCCCUGCCCGCUGUGGCGGGCCAGCCGGCACAGGCCCUCUGAGUGAGUCCCACGGGGUCCAGGCAGGCGGCAGCAGCCAGGGGUCCUGAUACCUCCCCGAUUCCCGUGCCCCUCCGCCCUCCUCCUCAGAGCACCCUGCCUCUUACCUUCCUCCUCGAGUCGCUCUGUGUGUCUCUCUCCAGGAAUCUCUCUGUCUCUGCGUGUGUCUCUGCCUCUCUGGCCCUGUCUGUGACACACUCCCUCUGAUGGCCCCUCUGUCUGGGUCUUGGUUUUGUGGCCCUGACUCCAAACCUCCGUUCUCACUGUGAUUUCCCUCCGUGACACUCUGUUUUUGUCGUUCUGAUUCUGAAUCUCCCACACUUUCUCUCUGACUCCCUUGCCCACACAAAUGCUCUGUGUCUGUCUCCUGCCCACAUCCCCCCUCGUUCUUCUGGGUCCCUGUGACUGACUUUUGGGUUUUUUUUCAUUUGUCCAUCCUGAAAACAAGAGUAACUUCCAGCCACUGCUGCCCACCCUCCUGCAGGGGAUACUCAGCCCCAGACCUGCCCGCAUGGUUCCAUCCAUCACUCAUGGCCUCAUCCUGGCUCCACUGGCCUCCAGCAGCGAGAAGGAGCCAACCGCCUCCUUGGGCGAGAGCUCCAGCCCCCGUGUGGCCGCCUCCCUGGAGCUCUGCCCAGCUGUCAGCCUGCCCUGGGCAUCCCAGCUCUGGGCAUUGUGUUGUGUGCUUCCCAGGCCCCAGAGGAAGGGGAGGGAAGGAAAAGGGGAGGCAGCUGGGGAAGGGGAAAAAGGGAGGAAGGGGAGGGGCCUCCAUCUCUAAUUUCAUAAUAAACACUUUAUUUUGUAAA